ACAUCUCAAAGCUCCAGUAAACACCUGCCGGGCUUCCGCAAAAUCCUCCCCAGAGCCAACUGCUUCCUGGUGCCCAACAGCGCCUCCCCUAAUUAUCAAGCUGUAGGCUCUCAGUCAGAAGUGUGCAUCGAAUCGAUUGAUUUUUCGGCUGAAGGAAGCUUGUGCUCGGUCGCCCUCAGGGUCCCCAAGUCCAAGGUAGCGCCUGUUGAGUUGGCCGCAGAGGUGGAGAUUUCAGAGCCCCCCACUGUUCCCAGUGAUACAGCAGAGGAAACGGUGGUGUCUUCUCCCCAAAGAACUUCACCAUGGUCUUCAUCCAAAACCCUGACCUCCACAGAUGUCCAGGGCUCGCAGGGUUCUGUUGAUGAGAUGCUGAAUGAUGUCUCACUGAACACAAAAGCCGGUGGAGUAGCAGUGCAAAUGAUGCAACGAGAAGCUACGCAGAUGGUGACCAUUGUGCCCUCUCAGAGUCAACUGGAGCCUCAGCCUUUAGCAGGCAUUAGUUCCCUGCAGCCAGUCAUGAUGAUAUCUGUAGGGGCCAAAUCAGACCAGAUUCCCAAACCUUCUUAUAAAAUGUCUGUAAAGACAUACACAAGGAGAGGUCGGGGGAGGUGUCUGAAUCCUGGCUGCUCUUUUGUUUACGUCACUCGACACAAACCACCUACCUGUCCCGAGUGUGGGAGCCACUUGGGAGGAAAAUGGAUACCUGCUGUAAAGGCUAAACGGACACAAGAUAAAGCUGGUGCUUCCAAGCUAACAACUGACAACAAGAGUGACGAAAGCCGUCAGGCUGCACUGCAUGUUUCUGCAGACACCAGCAAAACAUCUGGUGGCGGUAACAAGGAAGGACAAGCUAAUCGGAGCAACAGAAAACAGCCUGCACUAUCAGCUGCAGCACCACCAGAGGGCAGCAGCAACACGUCAUUAUCAAGUAAACAAAUAAAAGUGAAUACCAAAAGCACGCAUCAGAAACCAGCGAGAAGCUGUGCUGUUGUUCAGAAGAGGCCCGUGAGACCCAUCCUUCCUGCCGUCUGUAACCCAGGCAACGCUGUGAUUCAGAUCUUGACUGUGGCACCCGAGAAAGAAAAACCUCAAGGCGUCUCUACAAGCAGCCAUUCAGCAGCAGCCACAGUGCCUCAAGAGAUUCUGUCGAGUCUUAAACCCAGCACUUUAAAGCAGCUUGGCCAGACCGCCCCAACGACGACAACCACCCAGGAUUCCUCCAUCUCAGCAGACAGGAGUAAACAUGCGACUUCCACUCCUGACACAGGUGUGAAUGUUUUGUCCCUAGUGCCUUUCAGACACACGGUUUCCUGUUUUGAUUUGGGGCUAUCCACAGCACGAGGCAGGGGCCGCUGUAAGAACCCGGCAUGCGACUACAUGUAUAAGAACCGUCACAAACCUGCUGUGUGCCCGAAAUGUGGCAGCGAGUUGACCAGAAAGAAUACCAAGCCUCCAAAGUCUGAGACUUUGCUGGAUCCCCAUCAGGACCUGAGUCCUGCUCAGAGGGACGUCCAGCGCCAGAGCACUCUGCAGCUGAUCCGCAGCACCCUGCAGAUUCCUGAGAGCGACACAGAGCUGCAGGAAACAAUGAGCCUCAUCCAGGAGCUGAACAGCGUUAAAAUAGUCCUGGUUAAGAACGGUGAGGGAAGUGAUGCUGAGACUGAGACGCUGUUGGAGACGGGGUGGCCUCAGUUUUAUGAAUCAGCAGCUACACACUGCGGCCUCUGCAGCUACCGUCUGUUGAAAGGAGAGCGGGGUACUGUUGCCGGGCAGGAGGACUGCUGGUUGCUCACAGAGACGCUGAUGCAGACGGCGUCUCUGCAACUCAAAGUGUGUCCCAACCUUCGGUGUUUGGCCCUGCACAGCUUUGCAGAUCUGCAUCCAGGUUUGUUCAAUGUUGGGAAUCGACUCCUUGUGAGUCUUGACUUAUUUCUGAAGAUCAGAGCCAACAUCAAACUGGGCCAGACACCACCUCUCGCCGCACAGUCUGUGUUUGACCAAAUCCAAAAUCAUCCAAUCCAUAGUCUUACUGCAGAGGAAUCAUCUCACGUUCAGGAGCUUUUCCUGAGCGGCUACUGGGCUUUUGAGUGUCUGACGAUGCGGGAUUACAACGACAUGAUCUGUGGCAUUUGUGGCGUUGCCCCGAAAGUUGAGAUUGCGCAAAGACACAGAAACGACGUGCUGGAGCUGAAGAAUGUGGAGUUCACCUGGCCGGAGUGUUCGGUCUCAGACGAAGUUCACGUAGACGACUUCUGGCUGACCAUGGAGGGGGAAGCGAUCGAGCAAGCGGCUUUCCCCGCAGACAUCCCCAUCACGCGGGUGGAUGCUUCCAUCAUCGCUCCUUUCGCGCCGCCUUUGAUGAGGAGCCCCACUGUCAUCAACACGGAGAAAGACAAGCUCAUGCCACCAAUACAGCAGCCUGCAGGAGAUCCGUCAGUUUUGGUUCGUCUCAUCCAUGACGGUCAGCUCAGACUCGACAGGGUCGAAGAUCACAGCGAGGAUGAGUUGAGAGCCAUACUGGAUAGCUGUGGAGUGGACCUCACCCCUGGCUCCACGAAGAACGAGCUUCUGGCCUCCCUGGUCAACCUGUACACACAUGUCCACAGUGGCCUUCCCACGGCUCCACAGCCACCCGCCCAUCUCACCGCUGGCAAGCUGUCCAAGAUGUGCCCCCACAAGGUGGUGUGUUCCUCCAAGUACUUGGUGAGAGGAGAGACGGCUCGAGACCACGUCGAUCUGCUCCUCUCCUCCCGUUACUGGCCUCCGGUUUACGUCUGCGACUGUCCUCGUCAAGUGGCGCUUUGCACCGAUCUGCAGUAUCCAGAGUUGGCAACGCAGAUGUGGGGCAGAAACCAGGGCUGCUUCUCUGACCCCUUUGAAAAGCCAGAAUUCGUGACAUGCCCUGAGCUGCAGGAUCAGCCGUACGCCGCUGACCUUUCCUUGGUAGCAGAGAACCAGCUGGUUCACCCCAUCACAAAAUCCCCCUCUUGCUGGCUGGCUUAUCCUCCAGGGGCAGCGCGGGACGCUCCUGCUCAGGAGCACCACCGCAUGAUCCGCUGCAGAGAUCUGGAGCCGUACAUCAACCUGCUAACAGAGCUGGACUUAAAGAAAGAGGAGCAUCACAAAGAGGAAAACAUGAAGGAGCAGACCGACAUACCGGAGAACGACUCUUUGAAAGAACCAGAAGACGAUGUGAACACAAAGCCCAUGAUUUUCAACAACACGGCUUAUUACUACCUGUACAACCGACUUGUAGACUUCCUCAGCAGCAGAGACAUAGUGAACCAGCAGAUCAGCCAGGUUGUGAAGGCUUGUCAGCCUGGAGAGGUGGUCAUCAGAGACUCUCUGUACCGACUCGGAGUGGCACAGAUAAACACAGACGGAGAUGAAGGAGCGAGAUUAGACGCACAGACGGAAGAAGAAGGAGAGAAGCAAUUAAUGGUUCUAAGCAAUUAAAAAAUAAAAUCUUGGUUGGACUUUUUAAUGCCAUAAAAAGAGAUUCAGGGAGGGCAAGGAUUUUGGAAGCAGUGCAGGUCUAGAAAUAACUUUUGUAUUACGGAGGAGACAGAAUAAAAAACAAUACAUUUGAUACGGUGCUGGUCACAUGUUGAAGGGUGGAUUGAAAUCUGUGGAAGUGAAAGCUGUCACAGACUGCAGUGAUUACUGUUAAUAUAUUGAGUUUUAUAAAGUUUUUUAAGCGUAUGGAAUGCUUCCCAAUGUUUUUUCAAGCAUAAACAAUAAUACUACUGAAGACUUUAAAAAUGGACGCUUUGAUGCUAUUUAUGAAACUGUCGGUUGUAAAUGAUAAAGAGUGUAAUUUUGGUUUCAUGCCAGGAUGUUUAUGGAAUAAGUUCAUAUACUGACAAAUCCAAGGCCCAAGUUUUGACAUCAGCUGAUUUUAGAUUCCUAUCAUUUCAUAAAGCUGCUUUGCUUUCACAUUUAUUUAUUUUUUUACACAAAAAUAUAAAACACGAUCUGCUUUUGUCUUAAAUGUAAAAGUAGCAAUUUCUUCUGCUUCCAAAAUAAUGCAUAUUACAUGUAAUAUUGGUCAUUACAUGUAAAGUUUAUUUUAUAUUACUCAGUUGUUUUGCAAGCAUAGACAUAGCAAUUAUAUAUUUUGAUACAAGCAGAAAAUAUAAACCUUUUGUCAUUUUUCACAGUAUAUGGUCCUUAAUCUUCAAUGUCAUGACAGUUUUUUUUUCUUUAAUUAUUUCACAAUCCACUGAAUUUGUUGUACUUAUUGCAGGAACAGUGAUGUAGCUUUCUUUCAGUCAGUUGAUCGUUUGCAGAGAAAACUCUUUGGUCGUUUCCCUGACAUCUCAGUGAAAGGACUUUUAAUUAUAGAAACUGUAUGACGGAGAAAUCGUAACUUUGAAACAUUGGUACAGUAUACUGUGGUACCACUAAUCGGUCUCCUUCUGACUAAAAGAAUGUAAACUGAACUAAUGCAAACCAUGUUCUGCAUUGUUCUCUAUGUGCCAUAUUUAUAGCAUUUUUAAAAAAUAUCAAGACAUUUCUGCUUUGUGUUUUACAGGCUUACCUCUCUGUAACCUUGUGAGCAGAUUUUUACAGAUAUGUUGCGUAUCUGCUAUUUUCCACUGGGUUAUUAUAUAAAAAUGGACCUCAGAGAGUAGUGUUUAAAUUGCAUGAUAUUAUUUUGUGAAAAAUAUAUAUUUAAUGUGG
Molecule: messenger RNA, 4683 nt
Organism: Poecilia latipinna (sailfin molly)
Lineage: Eukaryota; Metazoa; Chordata; Actinopteri; Cyprinodontiformes; Poeciliidae
Product: HMG domain-containing protein 3-like
Exons: 18
Source: RefSeq, a predicted model, not a curated record